CUUCAACCCACUCCUGAAGUAAGUAAGCAGAUUUGUGGUCCUUCAGAACAGGAAACAUAUAAAUCCCCAAGGGCAUAACACGAACUAAUAACAUUUCAUCACCAAGUCACCUCUUCAACAAGCACUCAAAACAUCUCAUCAACAAGGCACCUCUUCACCUCGCCCGACAAAAGCAUCCACUGACCACCGGACUCCAACAAUGCAUUUCACCACCCUGCUCAGCCUCGCCAGUCUCGGCCUGAACUUUUUCCCUCUCCAGGCUGCAGCGGCUCCCACCGCUGAUUUGGCUGCACACACUGAGGAGUCAAUGAAUCAGUUCCAUCCCUCUGACAUGGUCGAGAAGCGCCACAAAUACGGAAUCAAUCAUGACGAGAUGGCGCACGAGAAGCGCCACAAAUACGGAAUCAAUCAUGACGAGAUGGCGCACGAGAAGCGCCACAAGUACGGAAUCAAUCAUGACGAGAUGGCGCACGAGAAGCGCCACAAAUACGGAAUCAAUCAUGACGAGAUGGCGCACGAGAAGCGACACAAGUACGGAAUAAACCAUGACGAGAUGGCACAUGAGAAGCGCCACAAGUACGGAAUAAAUCAUGACGAGAUGGCACACGAGAACUGA
Molecule: messenger RNA, 616 nt
Organism: Aspergillus campestris IBT 28561
Lineage: Eukaryota; Fungi; Ascomycota; Eurotiomycetes; Eurotiales; Aspergillaceae
Exons: 1
Coding region: 200-616 (138 amino acids)
Source: RefSeq, a predicted model, not a curated record